This is a messenger RNA of Megalobrama amblycephala (Wuchang bream), 2067 nucleotides long. RefSeq lists its product as uncharacterized. Bases 171 to 980 code for a protein of 269 amino acids. NCBI's taxonomy places the organism in Eukaryota, Metazoa, Chordata, Actinopteri, Cypriniformes, Xenocyprididae. The record is from RefSeq and is a predicted model, not a curated record. The transcript has 4 exons.
UGCCCUCUUGAGGAUGAACGGUGCACCUGCAUUCCCUUCUCUUCCAGUUAUGCCAGAUUUCCCGAGAAGUUGAGGUACACGUCAGAAUGGAACCUGUACUGGUGAGCGGACGUGUACAGUGACCUCAGCAGUUUUUGCGUAUCAGCUGACACACAUACAGACGGGAAGACAUGGAACGCGGUUUCUCUCUUGCAGGACCUUCUUCUAAUCCUCGUAAACGUCAGGUUCGAUUUUCAGCACGUCAUGACAUCCUGCUCCUACGUGAGGUGAUAGCACAGAACCCCUUCACUUCUAAAGAGUCAGGCCGGAUCUGGGCAAGGGUGGGGGAAAUUAUUACUGCUACCCUACAGGACGAGAAUUUUGAGGUGGAUGGACGCAGAUGUAGGGAGAGGACUAUGCUACUACUCGAUUAUUAUAAAAAACAGGACUUUGCAAGUCUGCGCAGGUUUGGUACGGAGCGCCUGUAUGCACAGAAAGAAGAUCUAUUGCAUGAAGUGCUGGAGCUGGAAGCCGAGAAGAAUCUUCUGGUGAGUGGGGAAAGUAAAUACCAGGAUGAAGAGCUCAGGAAGAGAUCACUGGAGGAAUUAUCAUCACCUGAGCCUGACAAAUCCUCUGUGAUGUCAGUAACAACAGCUCCACCUGCUGUGGUAGCAAGCCCAGAACCUGAAGAGCAGGAGGAGGCUGAGCUCACAGCUCCUACAGCCAAACGGCCAUGUCAGUGCUGCUGCCAAACCUAUUCAGAGAUCCUGAGCUUUCUAGAAAAACGCUUUGAAGCAGAGCAGAGUCUGCGAGAGGAAGAGAUGGCACUGAGAAGAGAGGAGCUAGAAAUCCAGAGGAGUAAGAUUUCCCUGGAUCGAGAGCGUCUCGGAGCAGAGAGAAAAGAGCGGGAACGACGGUUUGAGCUGGAGAGUCAAGAAAGGCAGGUCAUACUGGACUUGUUGAAAGAGAAAGUUCUAAAGAACGAACGGAACUCUGACUGAAAUUAGAAGUUUUUUCUUUUAAGUCUUUGAUGUUGAACUCUCCUUCCAACCAAUGCUAGUAUUUUACCUUCCUGUUUGACUUGGUCUCCUUAUAGCAUGAAAAUAAUAUAAACUCAUAAUAAUAUAGAUGAUUAUAUAUAGUUGACCUGAUAGAAAACUGACCCCCGGUUUCCAAGACAAGGGAACCGGGGUCCCAGACUAAAAUGCAUGUUUGAGCUGUUUUAACUGAAAGCAGUUGACAUAUUUUAAAACUUUUGGUUGAUUUUCUUCUGCAUUUAAAUCUUUGUUGUGUAAUGUUGCAAAGCUGUGUCAAUAUAGUUUAACUUAAAAUGUCACCUUUAGUUGGAAUUGUGCUGUUGUGCUAAUAGUGUUUAAUAUACAAGAAAGUACACAGGGAAAAAGGACAGACAAAGCUACAUACAGUGCUUCAAUGUUAUUCGUUCCAUCCACUUUUUUAAUUAAACCAUAAUUUUCUGUUAUGCAUGUACAUCCCAAAGCUGAUCUGACACUUCCAUUUCCCUGGCAAACCCCAAGCUUUCUUCAGCUGAGCAUUUAUUGACUUCACACAGUAUUUAUUGUUUAAAAUCCGGACUAGGGUUUAAGUUAAAAAAGAAAGAUGUCUGAAAGUUGAGGUUGGUGGUCAGUUUGUGUGUAAAUGCAUGUUUUUGACCAAUGUUUUUCACUUUGAAUGUAAUACAUUCAAAUAGCAAUACAUUCAAAAUGUGAAAAUAUACAAUCUUCUCGACUUUACUUCAAAAAAUAUUGGUCCUUUAAUUCAGCCAAGGAGUCAUGCCAUGACAUAUCGAUCUUCUACUGGUCACACGUCUUUUUUGCAGGCCAGAGUUCACCAGACUUUUGAACACAGCGAAAUGCAAAUUUUUCCACAUGAGCUUGCGUUUCCAGUCUGACGCAUUUGCAUGUGUAUGAAUUAAAGUCAAUGGAUCGAAAAGUGCAGUGUGACCGCCCCCUUCAAUGAGAAAAUGAGAGCACUGAAAUCAAAAUACUCCACAGAUGAGUAAGGUUUCCUCCCAUUUUAUUUUCUAUUUUCAUUGUUUCAAAUGCUUAUUUUUUGAGGUAUACUGUUCAG